AUGUCCCAGUCCCGUGAGUUGGACGAGGAUACCGACAUGGCCAUUUCAUAUGCAAGCCGGUCCCCGGCUGGUCAUUCUCAGCAACUUCCAUCAUUCCGCGAGAUUCUCCCGCCUCACCUACACGACGACAUCGAUUCAUCCACAUACUAUAACUCGCGGCCCCAAUCACAGGAGCGCCCCGGAUCUGGCCAUGAUAUGGCCGAUCCUCGCUCUAUGCCGGGUUAUCCCACCAACCGGUCACCUAAAGCCACCUACGAACACCACCACGAAUACACCACUCGCACCGGCGAACACCCACCCCGGCCGAUGGGGGACCAUUUCUCCAUGCGGCUCGCUGAAAGCGCCGCACGAGGACCUAGUCCUAUUCUUCCCCCAAUUCGAGAUUUGGGAUCCAUGCCAGACCGAAAGGCCUACCCAGACAGCAGGAUGGCGCCACGCUCCGAUCCUUAUGCACACGAAUACCGUGCCGGCCAGCCUGCUCCCAUGCCUGCACAGAUGAUAGACCGAAGGACCGAACAGUACGCGCCUAUGAUGCAUGGCCAGUCGGCGUACGGGCACCCCAUGGGAUACCCAGAACAAGAGCAAAUGGCUCAACCAAUGAUGGCACAUCCUCAGCAAGCCAAUUUUGGAAUCAUGGGAGACGCGAUUGACCCCAAGAGUAAACGUCGGCGGGGCAAUUUGCCCAAGCCCGUUACUGAUAUAUUGCGCGCUUGGUUUCAUGAGCAUUUGGAUCAUCCUUACCCCAGCGAGGAAGAUAAGCAGAUGUUCAUGACCCGCACUGGUCUUUCGAUCAGUCAGAUCAGUAAUUGGUUCAUCAAUGCUCGGCGUCGACAACUUCCUGCUCUGCGCAAUCAGAUGCGUGGAGGUGACGACUCGCGGCACUCGCCUUUCAGCGACGUCGAAGGCGUCUAA
Messenger RNA from Penicillium longicatenatum, 912 nucleotides. Its product is annotated as homeobox domain-containing protein. The record is from RefSeq and is a predicted model, not a curated record. Gene Ontology annotation, molecular function: DNA-binding transcription factor activity, RNA polymerase II-specific; RNA polymerase II cis-regulatory region sequence-specific DNA binding. Lineage: Eukaryota; Fungi; Ascomycota; Eurotiomycetes; Eurotiales; Aspergillaceae. Gene Ontology annotation, biological process: regulation of transcription by RNA polymerase II. The transcript is spliced from 3 exons. The coding region runs from base 1 to 912 and encodes 303 amino acids.